CAGAGAAGCCAUGGUGUCCUGCUCCUCACUCCACAUGCUGCCAUUUCUACUUCUGAAGGCUUCAAAUGAGACAUCCACCGACAGAUUCUACGCCUGGAAGCUUCAAAACGUUGUUAUACAGGGUUUUGCUGCCCCUGCCUGCACUGAACAAAGAUAAUUACUCAGGAAACAUUUCGGCCAAUCAGACGCGGCCUUGCAUCUAGCCUGUGAGGAAAGCGACCAGUCAGGAUCUGGCUAACAUCGCCGGGGCCUGAUCGCCUUGCCUGAAGAGCGGAGCCUUCCCCGGCUGAGGGCUGAGAGUGUCCUCCAUGUUUUAUAAGUGUUGACAUAACAGUGUGUCAGGCAGCCAUGCAUCCACAGAGUCUGGCUGAGGAGGAGAUAAAGACAGAGUCUGAUGUGGUAGAGGGGAUGGAUGCGUCUGCACGAUCCAAAGUCCCUGAUCCACCGGGGUCAGCAGAGCGAUCACUGGCACCACAGAAGAGAAAGGUGUCAAGUCCCACCCAUUCCUCCAAUGGACACUCUCCCUCAGACACUUCCCCCAGCCCACUCAAGAAAAAGAAGAAGCCUGGGGCUAUCAACAGUAACAAAGACCAGUCAGAGCUAAGACAUGGUCCCUUUUACUAUAUGAAGCAGCCAGCACUCACCACAGACCCUGUUGAUGUUGUACCGCAGGACGGCAGGAAUGACUUCUACUGCUGGCUGUGCCACCGCGAGGGCCAGGUGCUCUGCUGUGAGCUCUGCCCCAGGGUGUACCACGCCAAGUGCCUCAAACUACCAGCUGAGCCUGAGGGCGACUGGUUCUGUCCAGAGUGUGAGAAAAUAACAGUUGCUGAAUGCAUUGAAACCCAGAGCAAGGCAAUGACGAUGCUGACAAUAGACCAACUCUCGUACUUGCUCAAAUUUGCACUCCAAAAGAUUAAACAGCCAGGGACAGAGCCUUUUCAGAAGCCUGUGUCUCUGGAACAGCACCCAGAUUAUGCAGAGUACAUCUUCCACCCCAUGGAUUUGUGUACUUUAGAGAAGAAUAUUAAAAAGAAAAUGUAUGGCUGCACUGAGGCAUUUCUUGCUGAUAUGAAAUGGAUCUUACACAACUGCAUCAUCUAUAAUGGAGGUAAUCACAAGUUAACAGCAACUGCAAAAGUCAUUGUCAAGAUCUGUGAACAUGAGAUGAAUGAGAUUGAGGUGUGUCCAGAGUGCUACCUGUCCUCGUGCCAAAAAAGGGACAACUGGUUUUGUGAGCCAUGUAGUCAACCUCACCCCCUGGUCUGGGCUAAGCUAAAGGGCUUUCCCUUCUGGCCAGCAAAAGCACUUCGAGAAAAGGACGGGCAGGUAGAUGCACGAUUCUUUGGACAACAUGACAGGGCCUGGGUCCCCAUCAACAACUGCUACCUCAUGUCCAAAGAGAUUCCUUUCUCCGUAAAGAAGACAAAGAGCAUUUUCAACAGUGCCAUGCAAGAGAUGGAAGUCUACGUCGAAAACAUUCGCAAGAAAUUUGGGGUCUUCAACUAUGCACCCUUCCGCACUCCAUACACGCCCAACAACCAGCUGCAGAUGCUACUGGACCCUUCCAAUCCCAGCGCUGGCACGGUGAAAACAGAGAAACCUGAUAAACUUCGCUUCAACUUUGAUAUAACUGCAUCUCCAAAGAUGGUCCUCAGCAAGACUUCCACACCCAGUGGUAUGAGUCGGAGGGUCUCAAUGACGGACAUGCCUCGGUCUCCCAUGAGCACCAACUCCUCGGUUCACACAGGGUCUGAUGGGGAGCAGGAUACAGAAAAAGCCAGCAGGAAUUCUGCCUUCCACUACAGCACUGGAGAGGAGUCAAUGGACUGUACUGCAUCACCUGUCUCAGGGAAGAUGGGUCCUGCUGGCAGCAUGACAGGCAGCCCGAAGCCCUUUAACCCCGGACUGGCGCCCAAGCAGGAGAGGACUGCAGCCACAGGCGGCAUCCUUAAUCUUAACCUUGACCGCGUGAAGGCUGAGAUGGAUCUGAAGGAACUGAGUGAGACUGUGCAACAGCAACAGAAUCAGCAACAACAAGGAGCGUCAGCUGCCCUCCCAACCCCAAAGAGACCCAUCAGGAGCCUGGACAAGACUAUUGAAAGCUGCAAGGCACAGCUUGGGAUAGAUGAGAUUUCUGAAGAUGUGUAUAAAGGUGUGGAUCACAGUGACACUGAGGACUCUGAGAAAUCUGACUCAAGUGACAGCGAGUAUCUCAGCGAUGAGGAACAUAAGCCAAAGAGCUCCGCCCAGGACGACAAGGACAAAGCAGACAGAAAGAGGCCAAAAGCAAGCACAAAUGGAGAGAAUAAGGAGGGAGUUACUGGGACAGGGGAUAGAGCCACCCCUGAACCCCUGCUUAAAGAGAAGCAGGGUAGCAAUGGCCCAGAUAGGGACCCUCAAGAGAAGCCCAGAACGCCCCAGACUCAGCCCCUCACUGACAAGCCCAAGACCCCAGAGGAGGGUAGAGCAACUGCUGCCACAUCAGUGGCUGAGCAAGACUCUGAUUCAGAAAGAGAGCUUGUGAUUGACCUGGGGGAUGAACACGGAGGCCGUGACGCUAAGAGGGCGAGGAGAGAGGCGGGGGCUUCUGCUGCCAAAACUCUCAAAGAGUCUAAUGUUGCCAAGUUGGAAGGUAAACCACCUUUAUCUGCUGCAGCAGCUGCAACAGUACGGGAAGCUGCCUCCAACCUGAAAGACUCCUUGCAACCUGCCAUCACAGCAGCCCUCAAUCUUGUUUCCACUGCAGCAUCUGGUCAGCCCAGUGUCACAUCAGCUACCAGCGGUACCACCAGUGCUCCUUCACCUGCUUCCACCUCAGUCUCCACAACAUCCCCAGCACCUGCUGCUGUAAAGAAACAGCGCCCCCUACUGCCUAAAGAAGCGGCUCAGGCGGUGCAACGAGCGGUAGUUUGGAAUCCCACCAAGUUUCAGACGUCUUCUCAGAAGUGGCACAUGCAGAAGGUGCAGCGGCAGCAGCAGCAUGGAGAGCAGUCAGCAGUGCAGACAGGUGCACAAGCCCAGACUCCGGCGCAGACACGGAGCCCACAGCAGCUGCAGUCACAACAGCAGAAUUCCUCCUCAAGUACCCGCUAUCAGACCAGACAAUCGGUCAAAGGGCAACAAAAAGACACGCCUCAGAAUACUUCCUCAUCGACAGCUGCCCAGGGCUCAUCGGGUGGCUCCUCUUCGUUCAUGUCAGGAGACGUGCAGAUCCCUACAGUCUCAGCCGAUGUGGCUGCUGACAUAGCCAAAUACACAAACAAAAUUAUGGACUCAAUAAAAGGGACAAUGACUGAAAUCUACAAUGACCUUUCGAAAAGCACAUCAGGAAACACAAUUGCAGAGAUUCGACGGUUAAGAAUAGAGAUUGAGAAGCUUCAGUGGCUGCAUCAACAGGAGCUGUCAGAGAUGAAGCACAACCUGGAACUGACAAUGGCAGAGAUGAGGCAAAGUCUGGAGCAGGAACGAGAACGGUUGGUGGCUGAGGUGAAAAAACAGACGGAGUUGGAAAAGCAGCAGGGGGUGGACGAGACUAAAAAGAAACAGUGGUGCGCCAACUGCAGAAAGGAGGCCAUCUUCUACUGCUGCUGGAAUACCAGUUACUGUGAUUACCCCUGCCAGCAAGCCCACUGGCCAGAGCACAUGAAGUCCUGCACACAGUCAGCCACAGCUUCACAGCAGGAACCAGAGGCAGAACCCAACUCGGACCCUUCAGUCAAAUCAUCAGGUCACUCUCCUGCCACACAGACCCUGCCCUCAGCAGCAGCAUCCAUAUCGGACAAAAGCAACUCUCCCACAUAUAUGGACAAGAGCAAGGACAGCGCUGGCGUUACUGUGACAUAACUGCUACACUACACUCUUGUACACUUUGCAAGGCCGCUGUGGAGCUUGUGGUGUCAAAAUUGGUGCUUGAAGUCCUGCACCUCUGUGACAAAUCACUUUUUUAUUUCUCCAUUCCCAUAUGCUUUGUGGACAUUUUGGGUUUUUCCAUUAUUCACAAGUUUCCAUGAGUCUCUGUUCAGGUGGGCUCAUCAUGUGAAAGUAGUCUGUCUUGAGAAAUAAAUGUGAGUCUGUAUGUUAUCAUACUGUAGUUUUUAUGUUAUAGCUCUGUUACCACUUUGUUUUGAUUCUGAACAAGAUUGUAUCAACCCACAGAAUAUUUACAUUAACACUUUCAAUGCUGCUCUCAAGUACUUCAUGACUGUUAUUAUUUUGCUGAGAUCUCUCCAUUCUAUGAGACAAACAGUUUAAAACACCCAGCAACAGCUUAUAUUCCCUUAUCAUGGUGCCAUCAGAGGUAUUUUGAGUUAUGCAAAUUUAAUUUGUUUUAAACUAUGUCCGCUUUAUUGUCAGCUGAGGUGAUUUGAAUGAUGUACGUUUAGUUUUCAACCAUGUCCUCUUCAUGUCAACGGCAGAAUUUUUGGCUCAUACCAGUUUUGUAUUGUAGUUCCACAUUGUAUAGGCCUACAUAAAAAAAGUAUCUGUGAUUUAUUAAAAAUAACUAAAAAAUUAAACUGUACAAAGUUUUUGUAAGAAGAAACCUGAACAAUAUUUAUUGUGUUAUAUGUUUUUAUAGUAUGUUUAAUGAAGUCACAUUUCUAUGUGUCUAAAAAAAAGUUAUUUGAAAAAUAAAUUUCACAUGAAUGUCAGCACUGAGCAAAGUCUCUGUUAUCCAAAGCUGAUUUAAAUCCUGGUCAGACUGUGUCUAAGAACUGGGUAGGCAUCAAUAGAAACUGCAUUUUGGCUGGAUAUUAUUUCCUGUGAGCAUGUCUGUUUUGAGCUUGUGUCUCGUUCUUGUUUACAUAUUGUAAAUACAAUAAAUGGACUCGUGAAGAAAUAAAAAUGCUCUGAUCAA
Messenger RNA from Scomber scombrus (Atlantic mackerel), 4858 nucleotides. RefSeq names its product MYND-type zinc finger-containing chromatin reader ZMYND8-like. The transcript has 21 exons. Gene Ontology annotation, molecular function: protein binding. The record is from RefSeq and is a predicted model, not a curated record. Lineage: Eukaryota; Metazoa; Chordata; Actinopteri; Scombriformes; Scombridae. Bases 349 to 3846 code for a protein of 1165 amino acids. Gene Ontology annotation, biological process: regulation of DNA-templated transcription.